CCCCGCGCCCGGAGACGCGUGAUGGUGUUCUUGGGGCACCUGCCGGAGACAGGCCGGGUGGACCGGGAGCCCCGAGAAGCAGAGGCCAGCCCCGGGAUGCAGAGAUGAGGCCUCUGGGGGCCCUGGCCUCCCUCCCGCCCGGGCGCUAGGAGCCGCGCCCAGGCCCCAGCCGGGAGCCCCACCGCCCGGGGGCAUGGCCAGACCCUUCCUCCGACUGCAGACGCUGCUGCGGCGCACGCAGGUCCUGCUGCUGCUCCUCACGGCCGCCUACCUGAUGACGGGCGGCCUGCUGCUGCUGCGGCGCGCCCGCGUGGCCCUCCCACCAGGGCCCCGAGCGCCCGGCCCCCUGCAGGCCUUGCCCGUGGCCGCCGUGGCACUGGGCGUGGGCCUACUGGACAGCAGGGCGCUGCAUGCCCCCCGCGUCAGCCCGGAGCUGCUGCUCGGCGUGGAUGUGCUGCAGAGGCCCCCGGCCCGGCCCCGGCCCGGCCCCCAAGGGCUCCGGAGCCGGAACUCGGAGCUGCGGCAGCUGAGACGCCGCUGGUUCCAGCACUUCAUGGGGGACCCCCAGGGGCCGCCCGCUCCGGGCCCUGAGGCCCCUAGGCCCGUGGCCAGCAGCCGAGGCACGUACAUCGGCUGCUUCAGCGACGGCGGCCGGGACAGAACCCUGAAGGGCGCCGUGUUCUUUGACUUGAGAAAGAUGACUGUCUCCCACUGCCAGGACGCGUGCGCUGAGCGGUCCUACGUGUACGCAGGCUUGGAGGCCGGGGCCGAGUGCUACUGCGGGAACCGGCUCCCGGUGACCAAUGUCGGGCCCGAGGCGUGUAACCACGAGUGCAAAGGGGAGAAAGGCUCCGUGUGCGGGGGCGUGGGCCGGCUGUCCAUCUACCGCGUGGAGGAGCUGCCGCCCGGCUCCAGGAAGCGGAGGACUGUCACGUACCGUGGGUGUUUCCGACUGCCAGAGAACGGCACCCACACCUUCCCGGACUCCCUGGCACAGGCCAACGCGACGGUGGACGCGUGCUCGGGGUUUUGUUCCCAGAAGGAGUUCCCCCUGGCCAUCCUGCGGGGCUGGGAGUGCUACUGUGCUUACCCCACACCUCAGUUCAGCCUCCGGGACGCCGUGGACAGCGCACUGUGUGGCCAGGAGCCCAAGGCACAGAGGCUGGCCGAGUACUGCGCGGUUUACCAGACGCCCGUGCAGGAUACUCGCUGCACAGACCGGCGGUUCCUGCCCACCAAGGCCAAGGUGUUUGUGGCUCUGUCGAGCUUCCCGGGAGCCGGGAACACGUGGGCACGGCACCUCAUCGAGCACGCCACUGGCUUCUACACAGGGAGCUACUACUUCGACGGGACCCUGUACAACAAGGGGUUCAAGGGCGAGAAGGACCACUGGCGCAGCCGGCGCACCAUCUGCGUGAAGACCCACGAGAGUGGCCGCAGGGAGAUCGAGAUGUUCGACUCGGCCAUCCUGCUGAUCCGGAACCCGUACCGGUCUCUGGUGGCCGAGUUCAACCGCAAGUGUGCCGGGCACCUGGGCUACGCGGCCGACCGAAACUGGAAGAGCAAAGAGUGGCCGGACUUCGUGCGCAGCUACGCGGCCUGGUGGUCCUCGCACGUGCUGGACUGGCUGCGGUUCGGCAAGCGGCUGCUGGUGGUGCACUACGAGGAGCUGCGGCACAGCCUGCUGCCCACGCUGCGGGAGAUGGUGGCCUUCCUCAACGUGUCCGUGAGCGAGGAGCGGCUGCUGUGCGUGGAGAACAACAAGGAGGGCAGCUUCCGGCGGCGCGGCCGGCGCCCGCACGACCCCGAGCCCUUCACCCCCGAGAUGCGGGCGCUGAUCGAUGGCUACAUCCGGACGGUGGACAAGGCGCUGCGCGACCACGGCGGGGCCGGGCUGCCCGGCGAGUACGUGCCCAGAUGACCGCCCGGCUGCUCCACCCGCACCACCUGGACGCUGCUCC
Messenger RNA from Lontra canadensis (Northern American river otter), 1961 nucleotides. RefSeq names its product WSC domain containing 1 (gene WSCD1). The transcript has 8 exons. Gene Ontology annotation, molecular function: sulfotransferase activity. Bases 194 to 1921 code for a protein of 575 amino acids. The record is from RefSeq and is a predicted model, not a curated record. NCBI's taxonomy places the organism in Eukaryota, Metazoa, Chordata, Mammalia, Carnivora, Mustelidae.